This is a messenger RNA of Echinostoma caproni, 738 nucleotides long. The record is from the annotation of a GenBank genome assembly. NCBI's taxonomy places the organism in Eukaryota, Metazoa, Platyhelminthes, Trematoda, Plagiorchiida, Echinostomatidae.
AUGGUAAUCUCCCCAGAAAUCUCGUACGAUUUGAUUUCGGGAAUAGAUUUCCUCUGGGCCUUCCAACUCAGCACUGAUGUUAGUCAGGACACACUGAUACCCGAAGGGAAACUAGUAUCCCUAAGAGAACACGCUAAGGGAGGACCCGAUUGGGUAUUCGAGGUGCACCCCGUGGAUCUGCAGCGCCAAGUAUCCAGGCCUCUGUGUCGUGCCGAUCCGUACACCUCGUCACAACAGAUGGAUCGGAUCCAUGCAUUAUUGAUCAAACACCAGGCUGCUUUCGCGUGGGAGGGCGUUCCUCUGGGCAGAACCAAGACCAUCCAACAUCAUAUUACCACACAAGGGGUGUCACCCGUACGACAGCACCCCAGAUGGGUACCAGUACGAUAUAGAGCUGAGUUGGGAAGGGUCGAUGACUUCUUUGUGCGCACUAGUAUGGAUAAUCUUCGUGGUCAUAGCAUGAAACUCUUCAAACCGCGUGCCCGUACACUAGUCCGUCAGUGCUCUUUCACCCACAGGGUCAUUCCCCUUUGGAAUAGCCUCCCCCAAGAAGUAGGUAACCUUCUUGUACUAACAAGACGCGGAUUCACUUUAAUUAUCCAACAUCCGCCGCAGUGGAGCCUUGCCCGUACCCGGCUCACCGGGACUGUGGUGAUCCAAUCCUACACGAUGGCGCCUACCCUGGAGUGGCGCGUUACAGUUUCAGGACAUUUCCGAUCAAUCAAGUUUGAAUGCUGA